This is a messenger RNA of Vicia villosa (hairy vetch), 504 nucleotides long. RefSeq lists its product as uncharacterized. The transcript has a single exon. NCBI's taxonomy places the organism in Eukaryota, Viridiplantae, Streptophyta, Magnoliopsida, Fabales, Fabaceae. The record is from RefSeq and is a predicted model, not a curated record. The coding region runs from base 1 to 504 and encodes 167 amino acids.
AUGCAUUUACCUAAAGUGGAUUGGAGGGUGCUGGUGUGCAGGAAUCGAGCCAGACCCCGCGCGGUGAUUAUCCUCUGGCUGGCAUGCCAAAACAGGCUAGCGACAAAGGACCGUAUGGGCAAGUUUGGUGUUGUUACUGACCUGAAGUGCUUGUUCUGCAGGUGUAAUGAAGAUGUGCAACAUCUUUUAUUUGAGUGCUGCUACACUAAGAAGAUAUGGGAAACAGUUUUGGGAUGGCUGAAUGUUAAUCAUAGUGUCCAAGGGUGGAGCGAAGAAAGAAAAUGGCUAGAAAGAAUCUGCAGGAGCAAGAAUUGGAGGAGCAAGUUUGUACAGGUUGCGAUAGCGGAAAUGAUCUACGCCGUGUGGAUAGAAAGAAAUAAAAAGGUGUUUAAUAGAGAUUAUAGGGAAGGUCUUGUAGUGGAUAGCAUUAUAGAUAAUACUGUAAAUAGAAUUUGGGAGUGUCCAAAAUAUAGAGAUAGAAUUGCAAAGUUGUUGGUGAUUUAG